This is a messenger RNA of Hevea brasiliensis (rubber tree), 1642 nucleotides long. Its product is annotated as serine/threonine-protein phosphatase PP2A-2 catalytic subunit. Gene Ontology annotation, molecular function: protein serine/threonine phosphatase activity. Lineage: Eukaryota; Viridiplantae; Streptophyta; Magnoliopsida; Malpighiales; Euphorbiaceae. Gene Ontology annotation, cellular component: cytosol. The coding region runs from base 257 to 1198 and encodes 313 amino acids. The record is from RefSeq and is a predicted model, not a curated record. The transcript is spliced from 11 exons. Gene Ontology annotation, biological process: mitotic cell cycle; peptidyl-serine dephosphorylation.
AUCGAACAAAACAAGACGGAGAGAGCGCGCUUUCUCUAUUUCUUCACCACCGCAGAUACUUUUUCUUUCUCUUCCUUUUCUCACAUUCUCUCUCUAACUCUAAUUAUUCAUUUUCUCUCUCUAGUAAUUCGAAGAGAGUGAAAUCUAGGGUUCAAUUUAUUAUUCUUCGGGAGAAAUAAUCUAGGGUUAGGUCAUACAAUAAAACCUGAAAUCGAAGGGAUCUCGAUCUCUGAUUAAACAAAGAGGCAACAAGAAAAUGAGCUUGGAUUCGGUCCCUGCGAACGCGCAUGGAAACCUUGAUGAGCAGAUUAAUCAGCUCAUGCAGUGCAAGCCCUUAUCUGAGCAAGAGGUAAGGAUGUUGUGUGAAAAGGCUAAGGAGAUUUUGAUGGAAGAAAGCAAUGUUCAGCCUGUUAAAAGUCCUGUUACAAUAUGUGGUGAUAUCCAUGGUCAAUUCCAUGAUCUUGCUGAACUUUUUCGAAUUGGAGGAAAGUGUCCAGAUACAAAUUAUUUGUUCAUGGGAGAUUAUGUUGACCGUGGCUAUUACUCAGUUGAAACUGUAACGCUUUUGGUAGCUCUGAAGGUGCGUUAUCCUCAACGAAUUACCAUUCUACGGGGAAAUCAUGAAAGUCGUCAGAUUACUCAAGUUUAUGGGUUCUAUGAUGAAUGCCUACGGAAGUAUGGCAAUGCCAAUGUUUGGAAGAUCUUUACAGAUUUGUUCGACUAUUUUCCACUGACAGCAUUGGUUGAAUCAGAGAUAUUUUGUCUCCAUGGUGGAUUAUCCCCUUCCAUUGAAACCCUUGACAACAUACGUAAUUUUGAUCGUGUUCAAGAAGUUCCCCAUGAGGGUCCGAUGUGUGAUCUUUUGUGGUCUGAUCCUGAUGACCGCUGUGGCUGGGGUAUCUCACCAAGAGGUGCUGGAUAUACUUUUGGCCAAGACAUAUCUGAGCAAUUUAACCAUACAAACAACUUAAAGCUGAUUGCUAGAGCUCACCAGCUGGUUAUGGAAGGAUAUAACUGGGGUCAUGAACAAAAGGUGGUUACCAUAUUUAGUGCACCUAACUAUUGUUAUCGCUGUGGAAACAUGGCAUCCAUAUUGGAAGUUGAUGACUGCAAGGGUCACACUUUCAUUCAGUUUGAGCCUGCUCCAAGGAGGGGAGAGCCAGAUGUUACCCGAAGAACACCUGAUUACUUCCUAUGAUUUAAGCUGGAACUGACUAGUGCCUCCUAGCUGGUUUACAUAUUGAGGGCUUCUUCAAAUUUAAGAUUUUAAUCGCUAUGGUGGCAGUUGGGUGGUGAAAAUCAUGUAUAAUGGCAGGUGAGGCUUCCUUUAUUUGAUUGUUAUCAUUGAUGAUGCUUUGGUUUCCACAAGAGGAAGCAGUGGGCCUGGCGAGCAAUUGCUGCGUAUGUACCAUUUCCAGCAAACAAUGUGGCAUCUUUCAUCCCAUUUCCUUGAUUUUGUUUUUUUGAUCUUUAUCCUUGUUAAUUUUUUUUUUUUUUUUAAUUUUCUGUAGAAGGGAUGGUUUGAGGAUAUGUAGAGUGACACUGAGUGGACUUAUAAUGGGUGUUUCUAUUUUAUUUUUACUUGUCCUUUCCGUAGUUCUAAUCAAGCAUUCUCGAAUAUCAGCUUCCGUUAUUUUCGUCA